This is a messenger RNA of Oryctolagus cuniculus (rabbit), 10142 nucleotides long. Lineage: Eukaryota; Metazoa; Chordata; Mammalia; Lagomorpha; Leporidae. The record is from RefSeq and is a predicted model, not a curated record.
UUUCCAUGGGAACCUGGCUCCCAGCGUUCGGGUCGCUUGCCUCGACGGCGCGGGCAGGGGUUCCUCCGCCGUUGGCGUGGGGUCUGCAGGCGGUUGAGGGGACAAAGUAGCGGCUGGAGGGGACGGGGCCAGGGCGGCCCCGCCUGCCGGCACCAGCCCUCCCCAAGUUCUUGCUGGUGUCCCGGCGUCCGAGCGCCCCGGGGGCUUCGGCGCGCUGAGGCGAAGGGGUCGGCCGGGGUCGGCGAGGCCGGCGUCCGGCUGUGGUCAGCGCGUUGUCCCCUGCGGCCGAGGACCUGCGCGGCCGCGGACAGAUGUGGGACGGCGUGGGACUCCCGAGGGCCGCGGGGGCUCCGUGCUCUGGAGGAGCCCGUGAGGUUGAGCUGCGGCACCCCCUCCCACGGCCUGCGUGCCCCCCGCCCGAGGCGCCGCCCCCCACCUGGUCUCGCCUGCCCAGGGGGCCUCCACCCCACUGGCUGUGCUUUUUGAAAAAAUUUGGCUCAGGACCUCAGGGGUCACAGAUUGCGUUUGGCCGUCAUGUCUCUUGAUUCUUUGUUAAUCUCAAACAGUCUUCCUCGUCUCCUUGUUUUCCACGAUGUUGACCUCUGAAGGAUCCAAGUUAGCAGUCUCUCGGAAUAUCCUUCACUUGGGCUUGUUUGAAUGAUUUCUUACAAUUAGACUCAGGUUAGGCCUUUUUUGUAAGAAUACCACAUAAUUCAGGAAUAAUACAUAACACAUUUUCCUGCUGGUUACAUUUCUUUAAUCAUGUGAGGUUGCUUUACCCCUAUUGGUGAUGCUGCUUUUAAGUAUAAUUGGUUAAAACGGUGUCUGUGAGGGCCAGUGCUGCGGUAUAGGGGGUUAGGCCACCGCCUGGGCCGCCAGCAUCCCAUAUGGGUGCCAGUUCAAGACCUGACUGCUCCACUCCCAAUCCAGCUCCCUGCUAGUGCGCCUGGGAAAGCAGUAGAGGACAGCCCUGGUGCUUGGGCCCCUGCACUCACUGGGGAGACUUGGAAGAGGCUCUGGGCUCCUGGCUUCGGCUUGGUACAGUCCCAGCCAUUGUGGCCAUUUAGGGGAGUGAACUAGCAGACUGAAGAUGUCUUUCUCUCUCUCUCCUGCCUAUUUCUCUCCUUUCUCUUUAUAACUCUGCCUUUCAAAUAAAUAUAAAAAUUUAAAAUAAAAUAAAAUGGCAUCCAUGAGAUCCCUCCACUACCGGGGAAUCUUCUCCUUGGAGUCAGAGGAAUUGCUUAGGUGGGAAGUAGAGACCACGUGACCCCCCCCCCCCCCAGUCUAUCAACCCUGGCUUUAGAAUCAAAUGAUAAAAGUUGUUGCCUAAAUUAUUUAUCUCAUUGUGUCCAUAAAAUCAUGUCAUUCUGCCUACAUUUUUUAAAGGAUUUAUUUAUUUAUUUGAAAGGCAGAGUUACAGAGAGGCAGAGGCAGAGAGAGAGAGAGAGGUCUUCCAUCCACUGGUUUACUUCCCAAAUGGCCGCAACAGCUGGAGCUGGGCAGAUCUGAAGUCAGGAGCCAGGAGCUUCUUCUGGAUCUGUCACAUGGGUGCAGGGACCCAAGCACUUGGCCAUCUUCUACUGCUUUCCCAGGCCACAGCAGAGAGCUGGGUCAGAAACGGAGCAGCCGGGGCUCGAACCAGCAUCCAUAUUGGAUGCUGGCGCCACAGGCAGCAGCCUUACUCACUAUGCCACAGCGCCGGCCCCCCUUGAAUAUGAUCAGCUCUUCUUCAGUGAAGAGGAAUUUUCCCCGUCUCCUUCUUUGGUAAAACUAUAGAUUCAUCUUUUUUUCAAUUCAGCAUAUUAUAAAUCAUUAUUCUUCUUUGUAAAGUUUAUUCAUUUUUACUUAUUCGAAAGGCAGAGCAGUGGGGGAUGGGUAAGGGUGGAAACUUGGAGAAGGAGAUCUUGUAUCUGUUGGUUCACUCCCCAGAUACCUGGCCAAAUCCAGGAUCCAGGUCUCCCAUGUGGGUGGCAGGGGCCCAAGUACUGCUGCCUUCCAGGGCGCAUUAGCAGUAAGCUGGACCAGAAGCAGAGGCGAGACUCCCACCCAGGCACUCCCUGGGGGAUGUCCUAAGUGGCGGCUUCAAUGCUGGGCUGUGAGGCCCGCCCACAGUAGUCUUUCUGAUGCUCAUAUCUUCCUGUAUCUGACCAAGGAGAGCCCCUUGGAGCUGGCCCCGGGUCCUUGUCACCCUCCUGUCCAUCUCUGAGCGUCUGGCCGCUUUCCAGUGCAGCGUGAUGUUCCCGAUGCGCGUUGCACGUUCGUCCCAAACAUGGCAGCAGCUGUUUGUGCAAAGGCCCCCGUUUCCUUCAGUGGGGAAGUGUCUGGGAACCGGGAUCUGGGCUGGGUGCGCUCACUACUGCUAGGCUUUUCAUGCUUCCAAGUCUUUUCAAUGAACAGAGAAUUAUAAAAAGUGUUUUUAGGACUUCAGCUUCUGAUCCUGUCAGAGCCCUCCACUGUAAACACCUGUUAAACUGGGUACGCUAGGUAGAGCGACUGUGACUAGGCUUUCAGCACCAGGCAGGAGAGGGAGGGGAGCGGGAUGUGACCGCAGAGGAGCGGCCCUGCAGAGCUCAGAGCCAGGACUGCUGCAGGUGCGGGAGAAGUGGGGACUGUGCCGACGGGCACGCCCAGAGGGCUGGGGGUGGGUUCUCUGUGAAUCCCAUGCAGGGUGAGGCUUCGUGAUGGGGGUGGGAGUGGAUUGGAGAUACUGACGGUGCUGGGAGUGUUUGAGUUCUGGCUUAAUUACAGGAGAAACAUUUCAUGAAUGGGGCUGGCAUUGUGGCAGUCUCCGCCUGCGAUGGCGGAAUCCCAUAUGGGCACCGGAUUAUGUCCUGGCUGCUCCACUUCCAAUCCAGCUAUGCACAUGGGAGACCUGGAAGAAGCUCCUGGGUUUAGCCUGACCAAACCCUGGCCGUUGUGGCCAUCUGGGGAGUGAACAAGUGGAUGGAAGAUUUUCUCUAUUUGUCUCUCCCUUUCUCUCUGUACUCUGCCUUUCAAAUAAAUAAAUAUUAAAAAGAAAGGAUACUUCAUCACUAUUGCAAGCAUUGAGCUGAGACAAAAAGAGGGGUGGUGCCUUAGGAAUAAGGACCAGCACCUAGAUCAGAGUAGGCAGACUCCAGUCUACUCGGUACUAGAGCAGGAGUAGGCAGACUCCAGUCUACCCAGUACUAGAGCAGAGUAGGGAGACUCCAGUCUACCCAGUACUAGAGCAGGAGUAGGCAGACUCCAGUCUACCCAGUACUAGAGCAGAGUAGGCAGACUGCAGUCUACCCAGUACUAGAGCAGAGUAGGGAGACUGCAGUCUACCCAGUACUAGAGCAGAGUAGGGAGACUGCAGUCUACCCAGUACUAGAGCAGGAGUAGGGAGACUCCAGUCUACCCAGCACUAGAGCAGAGUAGGCAGACUCCAGUCUACCCAGUACUAGAGCAGAGUAGCAGACUCCAGUCUACCCAGUACUAGAGCAGAGUAGGCAGACUCCAGUCUACCCAGCACUAGAGCAGGAGUAGGCAGACUCCAGUCUACCCAGUACUAGAGCAGGAGUAGGCAGACUGCAGUCUACCCAGUACUAGAGCAGAGUAGGCAGACUCCAGUCUACCCAGUACUAGAGCAGAGUAGCAGACUCCAGUCUACCCAGUACUAGAGCAGAGUAGGCAGACUCCAGUCUACCCAGCACUAGAGUAGGAGUAGGCAGACUGCAGUCUACCCAGUACUAGAGCAGGAGUAGGCAGACUGCAGUCUACCCAGUACUAGAGCAGAGUAGGUAGACUCCAGUCUACCCAGUACUAGAGCAGAGUAGGGAGACUGCAGUCUACCCAGUACUAGAGCAGAGUAGGCAGAAUCCAGUCUACCCAGUACUAGAGCAGAGUAGACAGACUCCAGUCUACCCAGUACUAGAGCAGAGUAGGGAGACUGCAGUCUACCCAGUACUAGAGCAGAGUAGACAGACUCCAGUCUACCCAGUACUAGAGCAGAGUAGGGAGACUGCAGUCUACCCAGCACUAGAGCAGAGUAGGCAGACUCCAGUCUACCCAGUACUAGAGCACAGUAGGGAGACUGCAGUCUACCCAGUACUAGAGCAGAGUAGCAGACUGCAGUCUACCCAGUACUAGAGCAGAGUAGGCAGACUCCAGUCUACCCAGAGCUAGAGCACAGUAGGCAGACUGCAGUCUACCCAGUACUAGAGCAGAGUAGCAGACUCCAGUCUACCCAGUACUAGAGCAGGAGUAGGCAGACUCCAGUCUACCCAGAGCCAGAGCAGGAGUAGGGAGACUGCAGUCUACCCAGUACUAGAGCAGAGUAGCAGACUCCAGUCUACCCAGUACUAGAGCAGAGUAGCAGACUGCAGUCUACCCAGUACUAGAGCAGAGUAGCAGACUGCAGUCUACCCAGUACUAGAGCAGAGUAGCAGACUGCAGUCUACCCAGUACUAGAGCAGAGUAGCAGACUGCAGUCUACCCGGGUGUUGUCUCCGUUGUUGAGAUGCAGUGGUAGAGAAAGUGAGCUCCCAUCUGCUGGUCAUUCCCCAGAUGCCUGCCGUGGACAGGGCUGGACCGGACCAAACGUGGGAGCCAAGGACACAAUCCAGGUCUCCCACGUGAGUGGCAGGAGCCCAGUCGGUGCUGCUGCUUCCCAGGGUCUGCACAGACAGGAAGCUGGAGUGAGGAGCUGGAGAUGGGUGCUCUGGUGUGGAUGUGGCUGUCUUAACUGCUAGGCUGACCUCACGCUGCUUUGUGAACAAGUUUGUGUUUGUGUAUUUGAGAGACAGGACCAGGCUACCCAAGUCCUGUCUACUAUGUGCUGAAAAUAGCCGUGCAUGUUUGUCUACUUGUUACCUAUUGUUGAUUUUUAAAAAGGUUACGUUUAUGUGACAGGAAGAAAGGGAGAUGGCCUGGAAUGGAGGAGAAGCAGGUUAAGCUGCUGCCUGUUACGCCGCAUCUCACAGGGGCACUGCUUCGUGUCCCAGCUGCUCCACCUCUGAUCUGGCUCCCUGCUGAUGGCCUGGGAAGAGCAGCAGAGGGUGGCCCACGUGUUUGGGCCCCUGCCACCCACGUGGGAGACCCAGAUGAAGUUCCUGGCUCCUAGCUGCUGCCAUCUGGGGAGUGAACCAGUGCGUGGAUGUUCUCUGUCUCUCCUUCUCUCUGUGUGCAACUCUUUCAAAUAAAUAAAUAAUCUUAAAAAAAGAAAGAAAGAGGAAGAGAGAUAGAGGAAGAUAUCUUCCAUCUGCUGGUUCACUCCCCAAAUGCCUACAACAGCUAGGCUGGGCCAGGCUGAGGCCAGGAGUCAGGAGCGCCAUCCAGGUUUCCCACAAGUGCCAGGCAAGUCCUUGGGCUUUCAUCUGCUGCUUGCCCGGCACAUUAGCAGGAAGCUUGAUUGGAAGCACAAGCAGCCAGGGCUUGAACCAUGUACUCCAACGUGGAAUGCAGGUGUGGCUUCACCCACGGUGUCACAAGGCCAACCCCACGACACUGCAGUGGCAAAUACAAGUCCUUGUGACAGAGGCUGCAGAGACCAGAAAGCGGGGAGUAUUUCCUAUCCAGGUUUGAUGGGGGUCAGCUCUUUGCUCACCCCCUCUGAGAAGUAAGGGCUACUCUAAAGGAUCAGGGAGAAUUUAUGAGAAUGAGCUGCCUGCCACAGUGUACUCCAGACUCCUUAAAGGGACACAGUCUUGAGACUGUCGUCACCGCACAGUGAGUUAAGCUGCCACUUGACAUCGCUGGCAUCCCACGUUGGAGUGCUGGUUCAGACUCAGCUGGUCCGCUUCUGUCCAGUUCCCUGCUAAUGGCACUGGGAAGGCAGUGGAUUAUAGCCCAAGUACUUGGGCCCUGCCACCCAAGUUCCUGGCUCCUGGCUUUGGCCUGGCCCCAACCCUCGCUGUACUAUUUGGGGAGUGAACCAGCAGGUAGAUUUCUGUCUCUUCCUCUCUCUGUUUGCUCAACAUUCCAAAUAAGUCAAUCUUCAAAAAAACCUCAGUAUUAUCCAAACAAGUUUAGCAUAUGAUAAAAAAUUACUAGUAAUUCAAGGAAAAAGAAAAAUAUAGCCUAUAAUUUAAAAAAGUUAUCAGUAGAAACUCACCCUGGGGCCGGCGCUGUGGCUCACUUGGUUAAUCCUCUGCCUGCAGUGCCGGCAUCCCAUAUGGGUGCCAGUUUGAGUCCUGGCUGCUCCUCUUCCAGUCCAGCUCUCUGCUGUGGCCCAGGAGGGCAGUGGAGGAUGGCCCAAGUGCGUUGGCCCUGCACCCGCAUGGGAGACCAGGAGGAAGCACCUGGCUCCUGGCUUCAAAUCGGCGCAGCACCAGCCAUAGUGGCCAUUUGGGGGGUGAACCAAUGGAAGGAAGACCUUUCUCUCUGUCUCUCCCUCUCACUGUCUAUAACUACCUGUCAAAUAAAUUAAAAAAAAAAAACAUACCUUGAAAUGAUCCAGAUAUUGAAAGUAGUAGAAAGGGCUUUAAAGCAGCUAUUAUAAAUAUGAUUAAGUGAUUAAAGGAGAAUAUAGUAGCCUUAAUGAGAAAUCUCAGCAGAGAAAUUGAAAAUAUAAAAAAGAACCAAAGAUAAAUUCUAGAAUUGCAAAGGGCAGUUCUAAAAUGGGAAGUUCAUUGGAUGGGCUUAACAGAAGACUGGGGAAGAAGGCUUGGCAGAAAAAGGGGCUUUGAACUAAAGACAGGUCCUGAGAAGUGAUCCCAGCCAAGAUACAGCAUAAAAACAUUGAAGAGAGACUAACCGAGCCUCGGUGACCUGAGGGUACCACCGAGUGUCUGGAAGGGGACAGACGAAAACACUUGAAGAGGUAAUGGCCCCCAAAAUUCUGAAACGUGAUGAGAAAUACUCACUCACAGAUUCAAAUCCAAACAUGAUGCGCAAAAGAAAGUCAUACAUGGACCAGGCACGUCGUAGCCAAACUGCUGAAAACCAGAGAAGGAGAUAUUUUGAAAAUAAGCAGAAGGAGAAAUCAGAGCAUGGGGAGUGCUGGGCUCACACCCUCAGAGCAUGGGGAGUGCUGGGCUCACACCCUCAGAGCAUGGGGAGUGCUGGGCUCACACCCUCAGAGCAAGGGGAGUGCUGGGCUCACACCCUCAGAGCAGGGGGAGUGCCGGGCUCACACCCUCAGAGCAAGGGGAGUGCUGGGCUCACACCUUCAGAGCAGGGGGAGUGCUGGGUUCAUACCCUCAGAGCAGGGGGAGUGCUGGGCUCACACCUUCAGAGCAUGGGGAGUGCUGGGUUCACACCUUCAGAGCAUUGGGAGUGCUGGAUUCACACCCUCAGAGCAUGGGGAGUGCUGGAUUCACACCCUCAGAGCAGGGGGAGUGCUGGGCUCACACCCUCAGAGCAGGGGGAGUGCUGGGUUCAUACCCUCAGAGCAUGGGGAGUGCUGGGUUCACACCCUCAGAGCAGGGGAGUGCUGGGCUCACACCUUCAGAGCAUGGGGAGUGCUGGGUUCACACCUUCAGAGCAUUGGGAGUGCUGGAUUCACACCCUCAGAGCAUGGGGAGUGCUGGAUUCACACCCUCAGAGCAGGGGGAGUGCUGGGCUCACACCCUCAGAGCAGGGGGAGUGCUGGGUUCAUACCCUCAGAGCAUGGGGAGUGCUGGGUUCAUACCCUCAGAGCAGGGGGAGUGCUGGGCUCACACCUUCAGAGCAUGGGGAGUGCUGGGUUCACACCUUCAGAGCAUUGGGAGUGCUGGAUUCACACCCUCAGAGCAUGGGGAGUGCUGGAUUCACACCCUCAGAGCAGGGGGAGUGCUGGGCUCACACCCUCAGAGCAGGGGGAGUGCUGGGUUCACACCUUCAGAGCAUUGGGAGUGCUGGAUUCACACCCUCAGAGCAUGGGGAGUGCUGGAUUCACACCCUCAGAGCAGGGGGAGUGCUGGGCUCACACCCUCAGAGCAGGGGGAGUGCUGGGCUCACACCUUCAGAGCAGGGGGAGUGCUGGGCUCACACCUUCAGAGCAGGGGGAGUGCUGGGCUCACACCAACAGAGCAGGGGGAGUGCAGGGUUCACACCCUCAGAGCAUGGGGAGUGCUGGGCUCACACCUUCAGAGCAGGGGGAGUGCUGGGUUCACACCCUCAGAGCAUGGGGAGUGCUGGGUUCACACCUUCAGAGCUUGGGGAGUGCUGGGUUCACACCUUCAGAGCAGGGGGAGUGCUGAGUUCACACCUUCAGAGCUUGGGGAGUGCUGGGUUCACACCUUCAGAGCAUGGGGAGUGCUGGGUUCACACCCUCAGAGCGUGGGGAAUGCUGGGCUCACACCUUCAGAGCAGGGGGAGUGCUGGGUUCACACCCUCAGAGCAUGGGGAGUGCUGGGCUCACACCUUCAGAGCAGGGGGAGUGCUGGGUUCACACCCUCAGAGCAGGGGGAGUGCUGGGCUCACACCUUCAGAGCAUGGGGAGUGCUGGGUUCACACCCUCAGAGCAUGGGGAGUGCUGGGCUCACACCUUCAGAGCAGGGGGAGUGUUGGGUUCACACCCUCAGAGCAGGGGGAGUGCCGGGUUCACACCUUCAGAGCGUAGGGAGUGCUGGGUUCACACCUUCAGAGCGUGGGAGGAUGCUGGACUCACACCUUUCACCUGCUACAAGAAGAGGAGUGUCACUCUGGAAUUCUGUAUUCCGUGAAAAAUCUCCUUCAAAAUGAGUGAGAAAUAAAGAGCUUUUCAGAAAAGUAAGUGGUGAGUUGAGUUGUCGUGAGCAGAGCUGCACUCAGAAAUACUAAAGAAGGUAUCUACGGGCAGAAAGGCAAUUUGGAAAUUGGAUCCAUGGAGACUAUGAAGAGCCACGGAAGCCACCGUUUCUGGGCACCUAGGAAAGAGGAGGUUUCCCUCUCUUUAUUCUUGUAGAAGACAAAGGACUGUUUUGUUUUGUUUUAAGAUAUAUUUAUUUAUUUGAGAUGCAGAGUUACAGCAGAAAGAGGUCGUCCAUCCACUGGUUCACUCCCCAAAUGGCUGCAAUGGCUAGAGUUGAGCCGAUCCGAAGCCAGGAGCCAGGAGCUUCUUCCGGGUCUCCCACUUGGUGCAGAGACCAAAGGACCUUAGCCAUCUUCCACUGCUUUUCCAGGCCAUAACAGGGAGCUGGAUCAGAAGUAGAGCAGCUGGGACUUGAACCUGAGCCCAUAUGAGAUGCUGGCACUGCAGGUGGUGGUUUUACCCUCCAUGCCACAAUGCCGGCCCCUAGGCUCCUGGUUUUGACCUGGCUCAUAAAAAUGUUGGUGGCCGGGCUGGCGCCUCGGCUCACUAGGCUAAUCCUCUGCCUAGCGGCACCGGCAUACCGGAUUCUAGUCCCGGUUGGGGCGCCGGAUUCUGUCCCGGUUGCCCCUCUUCCAGGCCAGCUCUCUGCUGUGGCCCGGGAGUGCAGUGGAGGAUGGCCCAGGUGCUUGGGCCCUGCACCCCAUGGGAGACCAGGAAAAGCACCUGGCUCCUGGCUCCUGCCAUUGGAUCAGCGCUGUGCGCCGGCCGCAGCGCGCCGGCCGCGGUGGCCACUGGAGUGUGAACCAACGGCAAGGGAAGACCUUUCUCUCUGUCUCUCUCUCUCACUGUCCACUCUGCCUGUCAAAAAAAAAAAAAAAAAAAAAAAAAGUUGGUGGCCAUUGUGGCCAUUUGGGGAAGGAACCAGCAAAUGGAAGAGAUCUCUUCUCUCUCCCUCUACUCUCUCCCCCCCUCCCCCCUUUCCUUCCUUCCUUCCUUCCUUCCUUCCUUCCUUCCUUCCUUCCUUCCUUCCUUCCUUCCUUCCUUCUUUCCUUCCUUCCUUCCAACAGAGUUAGAGAGAGAGAGAGAAAGGUCUUCCUUUUUCCAUUGGUUCACCCUCCCAAAUGGCCGCUACAGCCAGGCCAGUGCGCUAUGCAGAUCCGAAGCCAGGAGCCAAGUGCUUCUCCUGGUCUCCCAUGGGGUGCAGGGACCCAAGCACUUGGGCCAUCCUCCACUGCCUUCCUGGGCCACAGCACAGAGCUGGACUGGAAGAGGGGCAACCGGGACAGAAUCCGGUGCCCCAACCGGGACUAGGAACCCGGUGUGCCGGCACCACAGGUGGAGGAUUAGCCAAGUGAGCUGCAACGCCAGCCCCCUCCCCUCUUUCUCUCCCCCUCUCCCCCUUUCUCCCUCUCUCCUCCUUUCCCCCUUUCUCCCUCUCCCCCUUUCUCUCUCCCUCUCCCCCUCUCCC